Callorhinchus milii (elephant shark) is the source of this 1149-nucleotide messenger RNA. It is a transcript of the gene smn1, whose product is annotated as survival of motor neuron 1, telomeric. Gene Ontology annotation, biological process: mRNA processing. Gene Ontology annotation, cellular component: nucleus; cytoplasm. Lineage: Eukaryota; Metazoa; Chordata; Chondrichthyes; Chimaeriformes; Callorhinchidae. Bases 52 to 954 code for a protein of 300 amino acids. Gene Ontology annotation, molecular function: RNA binding. The record is from RefSeq and is a predicted model, not a curated record. The transcript is spliced from 9 exons.
CGGGUUAAAGCGCGGCCGUCGGAGCGCGUACGCUAAAGUGGUCGCGGUGUGAUGACAACCACAGAGUGCCUGGCUGGUGCUGCCUGCGAGGCGCUGCUCGACGCCAACAUGGGGGAGGAGAAGGAGGUGGUUUUCAGGCGCGGCUGCGGACAGAGUGAUGACUCGGACAUCUGGGACGACACAGCUCUGAUCAAAGCGUACGAUAAGGCGGUGACCUCGUUUAAGAAUGCCCUGAAGAAUGGUGAAUAUGUUGAGUCUGAUAACAAGGAUUAUAGUGGCUUUGGAACAAAACGAAAAAGCAAAAAGAAGAAUAGAAGCAGGAAGAAGAGUAAUGUACAUCUGGAUAGAAGGUGGUUGGUUGGUGAUGUGUGCAAUGCAGUGUGGACCGAAGAUGGCAACAUGUACCCAGCUAUUAUUCAGUCAGUUAAUGAAAAGCAAAGCACAUGCAUUGUGAUGUACACUGGGUAUGGAAACCAGGAAGAACAGAAUCUGUCUGAUUUGAUACCUGUUGACAGCUCUGAGGCAGAGAGUGAGGGACUAAAAGAGAAUGAUGGGGCGGACCGUCAGUCCACAGAAGAGAGUGAAACAGCAUCAUCUACAGAUAGAUGUCCUCAAAAGGAAGCUAAAUUCAGACCAUCAGCACCUCAACCUAACUGGACCAGAGAACCCAAAAAACAUCCCCCUAAACCAUCUCAAAUACCAGGGUUUGGCUCUCCUGAUGCCAAGUUUGGCCCACCUCCUUUCUUGCCUGGAUGCCUACCAACAAUUCCUGGAGGACCACCGUUAAUUCCUCCUCCACCGCCAAUGGGCCCAGAUUCAGUUGAUGAGGAUGAUGAGGCUUUAGGAAGCAUGUUAAUAGCAUGGUACAUGAGUGGCUAUCACACUGGUUAUUAUUUGGGUCUUAAACAAGGCCGAGCAGAAGAGGCCUUGGGGAAAAGUUCUCAUCGUAAGUAAACAAGUGGGCUCUGAGAGUUUGUUAGAAUGGUGGAUCUUUAUCUCCCAAGGAGAGAGUGUAACAAUUUUGAUACAGAUAAAGUGAAGUAGAAUGUCAAAUCUGUACGAAUAAACCAUUAGUGUGUUCUUGAGAAUUCUUUGUAUUGACUAAAUACUUUUUAUCAACUUGUGAAUAAAAUUUUUUUUCUGUUUUGA